Molecule: messenger RNA, 1276 nt
Organism: Megalops cyprinoides (Indo-Pacific tarpon)
Lineage: Eukaryota; Metazoa; Chordata; Actinopteri; Elopiformes; Megalopidae
Product: bolA-like protein 3
Exons: 4
Coding region: 135-452 (105 amino acids)
Source: RefSeq, a predicted model, not a curated record
UGUACCGAAGGAUUCAGUGAGGACAUUACAUUGAGGAAAGCGAUUGACAUUUUGAAUGGACCUCACUGAUAAUAGAAUCGGGGUUCAUUUGUUUAAUUUAUUUUAGCUUCGACGUAAAUUGUAGCACUACCAGGAUGAUUUCACUUUCUAGAUUUCUUCAGAGAACCGAAUCUGUUGUAGUAACAAAACAAGUGCGGAGGUGUCUCUCGGCCCAGACGGAUGGAGAAGUCCGAAUCACACGAAUCUUGAGAGAAAAAUUUCCACAAGCAACGUCAGUAAAAGUUUUGGAUAUUUCAGGUGGCUGUGGAGCCAUGUAUGAAGUACACUUAGAAUCAGACGAAUUUAAAGGGAAAAGAACAGUGCAACAGCAUCAGCUAGUCAACCAGGCACUUAAAGAUGAAAUACAGGGGAUGCAUGGCUUACGGAUAUUCACAGAAGUUCCCAGAAAGUAGGAGCAAGAGCUGCUUCAGACAGUUGUUGAGAGAUCCUUAACUUGACUAAUGGAGAAAGACCUGAAACUGACAUAAUCUGGAUGUGGUUUUUGCAGUAAUGGAAACCAACAAAACUGAAAAUGCUCUUUGUUAGUGAAAGAUACAUCAAUGUAGCUAACAUUAAAAAGAAAUUUGUAUUAUUACGUUCUACACCUAAAAUAUUUAGGCUUGCCAUUUGAUAGUUCAAAGCCAAACAUUUACAGACAAUGUGAUGGGAGGAACACCAUAAAUAUUUACAUUAAAUAUAAGUACCCCAAUAUUCAGCAUUUACUGCACAUGAUUGUUUGUCUGUAUUUUUAGUGUUAAGGCAGCAGAAUGAGGUUAUUGGAAUUCCUGACCAUAGGUUUUUAAUAAAUGAUGCCCUUCUCCUCCAAGAGGUGUAAGGGUAAAAACACUGAUACGCACAAUGUAAGUAAUUAAGUCAGUAUGUUUUAUUUAUGCCAUUUGUAUAUGCCAUAUGUGUAUCACUAACCAGUGGAGAAUUGUUGGUUUGAAUGUGAUUAAUACUCCUCCUUGAAAUUUAAUGAACUUCUGCUUUUAAUGAAAGCACAAAAAACUGUUGUAUUCUGUGUUUGAAGCACUGAAAAUCAAACCAGGUUUUUUUCUCCAUAUAUGGUGUCGUAAAACAUAAAAUGUCCAGUACUUUUUAUUUUACUGUGUGUCUUGCCUGUCUGCGAUUGCUCGCCACUCUAAUUGUUCAUGAUCAUGACACAAUUGUUACUUAGCUGUAAUGUAACUGCUAGAAUAAAACUCAUUGAGUUCUACAUUUCCAUUAAAUAAUUGUA